Molecule: messenger RNA, 1372 nt
Organism: Aureobasidium musti
Lineage: Eukaryota; Fungi; Ascomycota; Dothideomycetes; Dothideales; Saccotheciaceae
Source: the annotation of a GenBank genome assembly
GAUGAAUGACCUUUUGGAAUUCUUGCGUACACAUGAGGAGGCAUUCCGUAGGUAUAUGACCCAGUCAACCCUCUGUGCGCCAAACAGAACACGACUAAUGUCAAUACCANGUCGCAACCGCCUUCAAUCUCUCUACUCGGAUUUCCGCCUACAAAAGACGUCAAAUCCGGAUGGAUACCAAGCAAAUUCUCGAGCAUGGAUGCGUGGUCUGACUGCCGCCGCACGCGCUGGCCGAUUACCGCCUGCCUCCACAACAACCGGGCAGCCAAGUCACGUCGUUUUUGGGAGUGGUGAAGACCUAUCGCGCGCCUUGAACUCUCAGCAAUGGGGUCGGCCUUUGGCUCUCGGUGCUGUUAUACAAGAUGCUGUCGAUAGACGCGAAUUCAUUCCUCUGGACGAUUUUCUGAAUGCGACCAAGAGUGUCUAUGCAAAGAGUUGGAUCCCUUCACCAUGGCAGGUCGUGAGCUGGGGUCUCAAGCAAGUUGGAGUUGCGUCGCUUUUUGGUGCAUCAGACAAACUAUCAGUCGGCAAUCUGGUCGUCGUGGCCAAUGUUGAGUCAACGACAUCCCUCAUCUUCUCCCGCUCUCUCUUCGAGUCAGAAUUCGCUUACGUCCUCGACCCGACUCAACAUCCCGAGGCUGCCUUGAGCACCACCGACUUUGAAAUCCUCCUCCGCUACCUAUCUCGCGACAAACCCUACCUCUCGUUUACUUCCUCGACCAUCAAGCUGAAGUCCACCUCCGAGUCCACACCCCAACCCAUCACCCAACAAGACACCGACAUCGCAAACCUACGUACCUUGAUCAAGGCCCUGGAAACACAAGUUUCAGCCCUGACAGACCGAAUCACAACCCUGGACAUUUCAGCCCGCGAAGCCGUGGCCGNNCAAAACGCACCAUUCAAGCCAAAUCCGCCCUCCGCAGCAAAAAAACUCGCAGAAACCACUUUACACACCCGCAGUGCCACGUUAUCACAAUUGGAGGAAACGUAUACUGCUAUUCAGACCGCUGCAGAUCAAGUCGCUAUAGUAUCCGCCAUGUCUGCUUCUGCAAACGUACUGAAGAGUUUACACGCAGAAGUUGGUGGCACAGAAGGUGUGGAAGAAGUUGUGGAUCGCUUGAGAGACGAGAUGGAGAAUGUGGACGAAGUCGGCCGUAUCAUCAACGAAGCCAACACCUCAAAAGUCGACGAAGAAGACGUGGACGAAGAGUUUGCGACUAUGGAAAGGAUGGAAAGAGAAAAGAGGGAACAGGAAGAAGCGGCCAAGACUGCAGCAAGAUUGGCAGAAUUGGAGGGUUUGGAGAAGGAAAGGAAAGAGAAAGAGGCGGAAUCCAGGGAGGAGCCGCAGAGACAGAUGCAGCCGGAAGCUGCA